Messenger RNA from Ruditapes philippinarum (Manila clam), 7964 nucleotides. RefSeq names its product phthioceranic/hydroxyphthioceranic acid synthase-like. The transcript has a single exon. The record is from RefSeq and is a predicted model, not a curated record. Bases 131 to 5362 code for a protein of 1743 amino acids. Gene Ontology annotation, biological process: fatty acid biosynthetic process. Lineage: Eukaryota; Metazoa; Mollusca; Bivalvia; Venerida; Veneridae. Gene Ontology annotation, molecular function: fatty acid synthase activity.
CAAUGCACUUGGGAAACAAUUUGGAAAAUGCACAAAUGCAACAGAAGAAGUAUUCAUUGGUUCCGUAAAAACAAACAUCGGUCAUCUGGAGGCAGCUGCUGGUGUUGCUGGUCUCAUCAAAGUUCUUUUGAUGAUGAAGUAUCAAAUUGUUGUACCGUCAUUAUGGUACAACGAAGAAAACGAAAAUCCAUUGAUAAAGUUGUCACAAUAUGGAUUUGUUGUCCCGACAGAAUGCAAACCUUGGAAACAGUCAGGUAAUGAAAAUCUUAUUGCUUGUGUUAACAGUUUUGGAUUUGGUGGCACUAAUGCUCAUUGCAUUGUUGAACAAUAUUUGCAAAAUAAAAGUCAGAAAAGGAACAAUGAUACAUGUUUACCUUUCAUUAUAACAAUAUCGGCACAUAGUGAAGAUAGUCUCAUUUCAAAUGUCCGACAUAUACAUGAUUUAUUGAAAUUGAAGGUGUAUGACAUUGGUUCCGUAUCGUACACAUCAACAUGUAAACGUGAUCACCGACCAAACAGAAAAGCAUUAUAUGGAACCAGUCAAGACGGUAUUAUUGCAGCUGCUGCUACCUUUCUUAGCGUGGGUGAAAACAUAUAUCCACCUUUAGAGUCAAAACAAGUUGUUUUUGUUUUCUGUGGCGUUGGUACAUCAUGGACAGGGAUGUGCAGUUCACUAAUGAAGUUAAAAGUAUUUAAGGAGGCAGUAUUAUGUAUCGAUAAACAUCUAAAAGCACAUUCAGGCUGGAUGAUUUCUAACAAACUUACUGACGGCGAGGAUAUAUUGUCUAACCCGAUGGUUUCACACAUUGCCAUAUUUGCUUGUCAGAUUGGCCUAGCUGCAAUGUGGAAAGAACUAGGAAUUGUUCCUGAUGCCGUUGUUGGACAAUCGGUUGGAGAAGUUGCAGCCGCAUAUGUAGCAGGAUAUUUGGAUCUUCAAACAGCAACUAAAAUCAUAUUCUAUAGAUCGAAACUUCUUGCAGCAGUUACGUCUGGUAGAAUGGCAGUUGUACACAAUGUUGAAAUCGAAAUCGUAAAAAAACAUUGUGAAAUUGAGGGAUCAGUUUAUAUUGCAGUUUUUAAUAGUCCAACAUCGUGCACAGUGUCGGGGAAGGCUGAAGAUAUCAAUACUUUAAGACAGACAAUUUCAACAAUAGAAAAUAUAAGACCUAAGUUUAUAGACUUAGAAGUUCAAUGUGCAUACCAUAGUCCACAUGUCGAACAGGCAGCAAAUGAUCUAGAAAAGCAGUUACAAAACAUUCAGUCAUUCCAAUGCCAUACACCAAUGUUUUCUACUGUAACAGGAGAACAAGUGACAAACGAUUUGAUUGGGACGCCAAACUAUUGGGGACAAAACGUUAGGAUGCCAGUUCUAUUUUCAAAUGCUAUCAAUGCAGUGAAAUCAAAAACGGGGCAUAACAUAUUUCUUGAAAUAGGACCCGGCCCAGUGCUACGAGCACAUAUUGAAAAAAUAUUAAAUGGAAGUAACAGCUAUACAUUAAUUCCGUCCAUGCAGAAACAAAGUGAGGUAAAGACAUUUACGGAAGCACUAUGUACACUGUACGAGCUUGGUUUAAACCCAAAAUGGAAAACUAUAUUUCCGCAUCAAAGCGAUUUGACUGAUAUACCUAUUUAUCAGUUUCGUAAACAUCGGAAACUCUACCAAAGUCCAAACGCUGUAAAGAAAACACAAGGAAAACACAUGACAAAUGCAGAACAUAUGUUUGUCAAGCAACUUCCACAGAAAGACGACGUUUCUCGUUUUAAAAUCGAGAUAAGUGAAGAAACUACACCUUUUGUAUUUCAACAUAUUGUUGCCGGCCACAUAAUACUUCCUGGAGCAGCAUAUGCUGAUGUUGGCUUUGAAAUAGGAGGCAAUGUCUUGGGUCUUUCUACACACAAUAUUUCAUUGUCCUUGGAAUUUCUUCGGCCUUUAAAAAUUGAAAUUGGGACAAAAUCCAGUUUGCAGAUUUCCACAGUUGUUCAAAGAAAUGAACUUCUAUUUCAUGCAAAACAUAAGCAUGUUACUAUGUGCAAAGGUUGGAUAAAAUCAACAGAGGAGUCACUUGAAUCUGAAACGUUAGAUAUUGAAUGUUUAAAACUUUCAGUUACUAACAUGGGGUGUAAACACAUGUCUGCAGAUGAAAUCUAUUCAAAUUUAGAAGCAAUGGGAUUUAAAUAUGGUCCCUUUUUCACUUCAAUAAAAAGUUGUAUUACAAAUGGUAUCGAAAGUUUAACAGAAAUAGAAAUACCAAAUGAAGUAGUUAGUCAGUAUGGCUUGACAACAUUACAUCCGUGUGUUUUAGAUGGAAUGAUGCAAUCAACCAUUAACAAUUCAUCUGAAGAGAUUUUGAUAAAGAUAAAAAAUGAAAAGCUGAAAUUUAUGCCGGUUGCUAUCGGUGAUCUUCGUAUGUUUGGCAAGCCAGAGAAGUAUAUGUACAUUUUCACAAGGAGAAUCAACACGACAAUUUUAGAUUGCGUGAUGCAGGUCCAUUACAAUAUCCUUUUACUUAGCAAGGCUGGAAAAGUUUUGGUAGACCUUCGUAACUAUACAACAUAUGGCAAGAGAAAUUCAUCAAUUGCGCCUUGUGAAUUGUCAUACCGCUUAACAUGGCACCCUGUUGAAAAAAAUAGUGAGCCAAAUAAGCAAACAACUAAUGUUCUGCUUCUUACAAAUACGCCUUCACAAGAUUUACAUCAAGGGCUUGAAGAAUUUGAAAAUAUAUUUAUUUUUCAAAAUAAAAACAACUGGUCAAAUGAGGAAUUCGUAUCAAAUGCAUUUAUAGAUGGUACUAUCGGAGAGAUUCACGCUGUCAUAUUGUUUAUCAGUAAACACGACGACACGGAUUUAAAUGCAGAUUCGGCAUCAUAUAUACAUGAGUGCGUGACGAACAACUGUAUGCUUCUCACUGCACUUGUAAAGUAUAUGACUAAUCUAAACAUUUCUUUACCACUGUAUGUUGUUACGCAAAAUACACAACCAACGUUAUCAAAUGAAACGAAAUCAAUCAAUCUUAUAGGAGAAGAACUUUGGGGUUUCACUCGUUCUAUACAUCUCGAAUUUAUACACGGUGAUAUUACAUUGAUUGAUCUUCAGCCUACGUUACAAGAGACAAAAUAUACUUUAGUCUCUUUCAUACGUGAUACAUGCCAUAAAAUGGAGAAAACAAAACCAGAAAUUAUCAUACACUAUGAAACUAUUUAUGGUGCUCAAUUUUCAAAAGUUCAAAGGAGGGAGAUGAUUCCAGCGCUUAGGGUAGAAAACAGAGUUUUGAGAAAAAGUUUUUCUCGUCACGAAGUUUUAGCAGAUAGAUCAAAAAGAGUUAAAUCUUUGAUUGUAACACCGUCGGAAGAAAAUGAAGUAAAUAACUCGAAGGAGGAACAUAUAUCUUUAGAGAUAAAAAAUGUCUGUUUACAUCCGCUUUCAAUUUACCCAAGGACAACAACUGGGAUUUGUCUUGAUCAAGAUAUAUGGAGAGAUAAUUUAGAUAACGGGCAUAAUCUAUUUGGCCUUGAAUAUACGGGUAUUCCAAUAUCAGGGUCUACAAACAGGAGAUUUGCAUGCGGGAUAUCUGAAAUUCAUGCCAUUGAUCAAGAGGAAUCGUUCAAUAAAUGGGAAAUCCUAGCUAUAUUUCCCUCAAGCAUAGCCACAAGGAUGUCAGUACCAAGAUCUUGUACUAUACAUAUGAAGGACAUUCCAUUUUAUCAACCUGGUCUUAUUUUGACUACAGUGUUAUGUUGGAAUCUUUCAAAACAAGUCCCAAAACGUUCAAGUGUGUUUGUUUACAGCUGUCACAAGUCUUCAUUAACGAAGCUCAUUUUAGAAACUUUGGUACGUAGUAAAAAGAAUGCCAACCUCGUCGAUUUGUCAAACAAUAACAUUCACAAUGAAACCACUUUUGACGUUUUGCUGUCACUUGAAAAGCUCGAUUCGAGUUUACCUAUACUAGCAAAAUGUAAAAAGAUAAUAUGCCUACAGGAGAAUAUUUCAGAACCAAUACGUCUAAAAGCUUCGAGAUCUGGGGAACAAUCUGUUUCGACCUUUUCUGCUAUAGAACUGCUUGAAAAGAAAAGUGUUUGUAAUCUUCUUCCAAAAGUCGUUUCCUGGCUACGAAAGAACUCUCAAAGUUUAGGAAUUUUGGAGGGCUCUUUGCAACAAGACGAUAGUUGCAGAUUACCUUUCAACUCAUUUGAAAUAAUGAAAAAUGGCAAAGUAAAUCUGCCCAUUAGAAACCCUAUCAAUAGAUUGUUCAGUAAGUCUGGAAUAUAUAUUGUAACGGGCGGACUGACUGGCCUUGGAUGGGAGUUGAUUGUCCUGCUGGCUGAAAUGGGUGCUGGUAUUAUAGGAUCGAUAUCAAGACGAGAUCGCUCGGCAGAUAAAGCAGAUGAUAUUGCCAAAGUCGAGAAAACAACAGGGUGCAAGAUAAUCAAUGUAAAAGGGGAUGUUACUGAUUUAAAGUCAAUGUAUGGAACUGUAAAAGAAAUUGAAUCGUAUGCAAAACAAGAAUCUGUUCGUGGUAUAUUUCAUGGAGCUGGCGUUUUGAAUAGUCAACUCCUUAUGAACUUAGAAGAGUCUCAGAUUGAUUAUGUACUGCAACCGAAAGUGAUAGGGACAUUAAAUUUGCAUAUAGUUGCCAAGGAUAUGGAGCUUGACUAUUUUGUAGUCUCAUCCUCAAUAAAUAGUCUGAUCGGCUCACCUGGCCAGAGUAGCUACGGUGCCGCCAACUCAUUUCUAGAUACAUUUAUAGAAUGGAGACGUGAACAAGGACUACCAGGUCAAGCUAUAAAUUGGGGAGCAUUGUGUGUGGGAAUGGCGUCUAGACCUCAAUUUGUACAAAACUUUACAAAACGAGGAUUCAAUCUCCUAACAGUCCUUGAAAUCAGAAGUUGUUUUCAAGAUGCUUUGAUGCGGAAUGCAACUAGUAUCGUAUACGCUGAUAUUAAUUGGGAUAUAUGUGCAAAAGAUUAUACAAACACGAAGCUGGAGAGAACGAGGUUACAGAUGUCGAUUUUGAUUGAACAAGCAGUGUCACAUAGUAUGCACUUUGACAAUGAUGGAAUAGAUGAUAUGUCUUUUGAUGUAAAAACAUUGCAAAGUGCUGGAACAGAGAGACAACUGGCAGCUUUAACGCAGGUCAUUCAAAAGAUUUCAAGAAAAGUGAUUGGAGGUGACCAUCGUCAAAUCAGCAUGACAUCUUCUAUAGAACAGAUGGCAUUUGACUCAAUGUCAACUGUCACUUUUAUCAACAUUGUACACGAUAUAAUUGGGUUUCGAAUUCCGCCGGCGUUCAUGCUAAACGUUAGCAACACUCUGAAUGACGUUAAACAGUUGCUUUAUGGUAAAAUAUUUGCAGUUAGAUUAUAGCAGCAAUAUUCUGUUGAGGGAAUCAGUGCGCAAACAAACAGUGUGCUUGGAAUAAAAUCAAGUAAAGAUGACAAUAUUACGCCAAUUGAAGUGUAAAUUUGAUUUGCUUCUUGUACGUACCAAAUAAUAGGUUGAUAUUUUAUAGAAUGUUUUGAGAAGGCGAACAGAUGAAACUCUAGGCCGAUUUACUUCCUUCAUGAUAACGUGUGUCUCUUUGGAGUAGCUGUAUAAAAUAUAUCAUCAAUCUGUUAAUAUUUAAACUUUUUUACAUUGAAACGUUUAUCAUUUACGUAAAGCAAACUGUUAAAUGUAAACACAGCAAACGCGUGCUGAUACAUAAUAAUGUAACUUACUGUCAAUUUACAUUUCUGUGGUCUAAAGGACUGCAUGCAUCUGCAACUGUCAUACUGAAGUAUGACUUUUUUUGAAAUUCUGAUCUCCUAACACUAAAUCAGUGUGAAAGAGUGAAAUAUAUUUAUGUCUUUAAUCACACCAAAAUUUGACAUUUAUCAUACAAAUAGUUUUCAGCAUUAAGCAUGUAAAAGAACUGUAAGUUGUAAUGUGACCAUCAAACUCAAAUUUACUUGGGAUUCAUCAACAAACCCUCCUUAAACAAGUGUUAUAACUUUCAGGUUAUUUUUGAUACAUUAAUAUACAGAAUGUAAGAAACAUAACAUAAUGUAGGAUUUUUCAUUGACAUGUACCUAAUUUUGCUUGUUCAAUCAUUUUUCUCACUGCAAAGACAUUAUGCGUAACAUCAAUGUACUACAUACGCAAAAUUGCCACAGAUAUGUUAUUUCUGUCUGUACAUAUUUUGCCUUUAUAACUCUUUUAAUUAUUAUUUGCCUAAUCCAAGAGAUGCAUUUGUAUUUUUAGUUUCAUCUAGUGAUUUGCUUUUAAUCAUCUGUAAUUUCAUUUUAAUAGAUGCAGAAAUAUAACCAUAGUCUUUCAUUUACAGUUUUUAUUCAGUUUCUUGACUUCUCGUUUGCUAUGUUUUGCUAUCAUUUUUAUAUAGCCUUAAAAUUUAUGUGUUUUAAUUACUCUAUUCUAUGUGAUGAAUGCACGUUUCAAAGAUUUCUGUAAGGUUUGUAAAUAUUUAUUUGAAAAAAAAAAUGUAUUUUAUGUUGACUUUAUGUCUAAACAAAUUAUUAAAUUAUUAUCGUUAACAGCCUAUCAAUCUCUAAAUGUGUACAAUUUUAAAAGCUGAGAGUGGAUCAAUAAUUGGUCGUGUGCUCUCCCAUAUAGCUGGGAAUUUUUUUUAACAAUUUAAUCGUGAUAUCCCUGAAAUUAAUAGUAGAUUUUUGCAAUACCUGACAUUAAAGAACUAUGAUUUUCAAUAAUAGGAUUCAUGCAGAUAUAACGAUUUUCUUGCAACUCCCUACAUCGAUAUUUAUAUAUUUAUAUUAUAUAUUUCCGGAGAACAUUCUUAUUUAUAUAUUUAUAUUAUAUAUUUCCGGAGAACAUUCUAAAAGACAAAGAUAAUAAACGUAUGUUUAAGCCUACCUUCUUUAAUGCUCAUUUAAAAAAUCAACAAAUAUAAAUAGUAAAUGCACAUUAUAUCAGUGUAUGACAACCACCAGUAUCAUCAGGCGAUAUUGUGACGUGAUUUAGUUUAGUCGUUGAUUACACAGGAGGUUAACAUGUAAAUGCAUUUUGUUUUUUAUCAUUAGCAUAAGAGUAAUCAGCGCUUAAGUUGUUUUUCUGUGAUAAGUAUGUCCUGAACAACGCUUUGUUUUGCUGUAUAUUGCUCUGUUGUGUUGAGAAAUAUUUAUUUGAAAAAAAAAUGUAUUUUAUGUUGACUUUUUCAUUGUACCGUGAAUAGCUUACACACGUGGGUUUAAAAGUGUACAUACGCAUGCAUGCGUGCGUGCGUGCAAGCGUGCGCGCGUGUGUGUGUGUGUGUGUGUGUGUGUGUGUGAGAGAGAGGGAGAGAGACUAACUUUUAUGUCAGACUUCCAAACCCAAUAACCAAACUAACCGAGUAACUUUUAUGAUUAUUCUUUUAUAAAAUUUAAAUGAGAAAAUAUAUGUUGGAGUUAUUAGUGAUUUUAUUUGUUAGAGGUUGAUAUUUAUAAUUAUCCAAUUUUAUACAAUAUAUCUAAAUGUAACUGGGAAAUCAAAAUGUUCUAAAUAAAAGGAAUGGCAGACCAUUGGAUAUACAGUUUAAGGAAAUUUAUAAAGCUAAAAUGUUAUGUACUUUUAAAAUCUAUAAUGAACAAUUAUGGAUAAUCUGACUACAUGCUUUGAUAUGCAUUAAAACAUUGCAAUAAUAACAAAUACUGUAUGUAUUUUACAGAAUUAUUGAAUUUUCUUCUCAAAAUGUAUCUAGCAGUUUCUUGGUAUUAUUUGUUAAAUAAUAGUGUAAGCUUCUGAAAUUUGUAUAUUUUGUUAUAAAUGCUCAAAUAGAUGUCCAUUACUCAUUAUGUAAUAACAUUUCAAGCAUAGAAUACAAAAUACAUUGACUUUUGUAACUGUAAUUUUGAUUCUUGUGCAGUCCUUAAAUCAAUGAAUACAAUUGUAAUUAUUGCCGCCAGGAACAUUUACUAUAAAAUAAAGAUAGAAAAAGAUAUAUGAGGUCUUGUUCGUUUUCCCUAUCAAUAAA